Molecule: messenger RNA, 1261 nt
Organism: Aspergillus japonicus CBS 114.51
Lineage: Eukaryota; Fungi; Ascomycota; Eurotiomycetes; Eurotiales; Aspergillaceae
Product: NAD(P)-binding protein
Exons: 2
Coding region: 52-1113 (353 amino acids)
Source: RefSeq, a predicted model, not a curated record
GCUCGCAGUUACUCGGGGCUAUCAGACGUAAAUUCGUUACUUCUAUCUAUCAUGGCAUCAAGGAAUCCGGAGUUCGUGAUCUCCCCAAACAUUGGCGCCGGUCUCCGCACCUUCGUGUAUUCGCAGCUGUUCGUCACCCCGCCAUAUCCCCGCGACUCCUUCGCCGAACAAACCAUCAUCGUCACCGGCUCCAACACAGGGCUGGGACUCGAAGCCGCACGCCACUUCUACCGUCUGGACUGCGCGCGGCUGAUCCUCGCGGUCCGCAACACGGCCAAAGGCGAAGCCGCCAAGGAGGAUAUCCUCCGCAGCAACGUCACGCACCGGUCGGACGCGGGUGCGAUCGAAGUCUGGCCGCUGGAUCUGUCGAGCACCGCAUCCACAAUCGCAUUCGCGGAGAGGGUGAAGGAGCUCGAUCGGGUCGACGUGUUGAUCGAAAAUGCAGGGAUCAACUCGGGGCAGUGGACGCUGUGCGAGGGCCAUGAGCAGGCGGUCCAGGUCAAUGUGCUGAGCACAUUUCUUUUGGCGCUGAUGCUCCUCCCAAAGCUCCGGGCCACAAGACGUCUCACCGCCGCGGAUGCUGUCCACCCGCAUGUGGUGAUUGUGAGCUCGGAAGCGCAUCGGUUGACGUCGUUUCCGGAGAUCAAUGCUCCGAUUCUUUAUGACGAGCUUAAGGUGAGGGAGCGGUUCAGUCAGCAGGCUAGAUACCAAGCCACGAAAUUGAUCGAAGUACUCUUCACGCGGGGGCUGGUGGCGAGGCUGGGCGAUAAGCAAGACACUAUUGUCGGGGAUACUCCACCGGUGAUCAUCAACCUAGUCAAUCCGGGUCUUUGCGCCUCAGACCUCGCUCGAGGCGAGCCACCCUCGAUACUUGCACGAAUAGCGCGUUGGAUCUUUGAGCGAACCACCGAAGUGGGAGGGAGGACCUUGGUGAUCGCUGCCUCGGCCCCGAAGAGCUCCCAUGGCGAGUAUCAAAGUGACGGGAGAAAUCAGAGUGUAGAAGAUUGGAUCUAUACGGAAGCUGGUCGAAGAGUACAAAGGAAGGUUUUCGCGCAGACGCUUGGAAUCCUGGAAGAGCGCCGAUCCGGGAUAUCCCAAGAGGCUGGUCUUUAGACAGCAGGGAAUCGAACGGGGCCGGCGAAAGGGGGCUUGAUUGUCGUAGAGGCACUAUACACACACACACACACCACGCUGCCUUCAAUUCUUGCGAUAUUGACUCUUUUUGUUUGGAGGAGAGAUUAAGAAUUAUUGCGGUCCUAGC